Molecule: messenger RNA, 1501 nt
Organism: Eutrema salsugineum
Lineage: Eukaryota; Viridiplantae; Streptophyta; Magnoliopsida; Brassicales; Brassicaceae
Product: peroxisomal nicotinamide adenine dinucleotide carrier
Exons: 11
Coding region: 300-1316 (338 amino acids)
Biological process (GO): nucleotide transport; transmembrane transport
Source: RefSeq, a predicted model, not a curated record
UAUGGACCGAACACGCAAUUCAAGAAAAGAUGGCUUAUCCAGCUAGCUAAGUUAUAGGGUAAAGUCUCGUAAUACCACUCAAGUAACAGGGGUAUAUCAGUCAAAACAUCCAUACACUCCUCAACGUCAACUCGCGUGUUUUCUUCGAAUGAACAUCUGAAACGAAAAGAAUCGUUUUCCAUUGGGGAUGGAGAAGAAGCUCUGCCAACAGCUACCGACGCCAUCAACGAUAGCCUCAUAAGCUCUCUUUUGAUUCUCCUUCGUCUUGUGACGAUUUCAAUUUGAACCUCUGAGAAAUCAUGUCGGAUGCUUUGAUCAAUGGAUUGGCUGGAGCUGGUGGUGGGAUCAUUGCUCAACUCCUCACUUAUCCUCUCCAAACUGUAAAUACGCGCCAACAAACGGAGCGGGAUCUGAAGAGGGAGAAGAGGAAACUUGGAACUAUUGAACACAUGUGCCAGGUUGUGAAACAAGAGGGAUGGGAGCGAUUAUAUGGUGGAUUGGCGCCGUCUCUCGCCGGAACUGCGGCAUCACAGGGUGUGUACUACUACUUCUACCAAGUGUUUCGGAAUCAAGUUGAAGCUGCAGCUCUUCGACAAAGCAAGAAAGGGUUGGGUGACGGAUCUGUUGGGAUGUUUUCUUCACUUCUAGUGGCUGCCUUAGCUGGAUCAGUUAAUGUUCUUAUGACGAAUCCAAUCUGGGUGAUUGUUACACGCAUGCAGACCCACAGAAAAAUGCCAAAAGAUCAGAGGACUGUCUCCGAGUCACCUUCUUCUGAUGCAGAAGCUCUGGUUCCAGUUGAGCCGCGUCCUUAUGGGACCUUUAAUACGAUUCGAGAGGUUUACGAUGAAGCUGGAGUGACUGGCUUCUGGAAAGGUGUAAUUCCCACAUUGAUCAUGGUAAGUAAUCCAUCAAUGCAAUUUAUGUUGUACGAGACAAUGUUAGCAAAGCUGAAGAAAAAACGUGCCUUGAAGGGUAGCAGCAACGUAACCGCUUUGGAGACAUUUCUUCUUGGAGCUGUGGCUAAACUCGGAGCUACAGUCACAACUUAUCCUCUCUUGGUUGUAAAGUCUAGACUUCAAGCCAAACAGGUCACAACAGGGGACAAAAGACAACAGUACAAAGGAACGCUGGAUGCGAUUCUGAAAAUGAUUCGUUAUGAAGGGCUUUACGGGUUUUACAAAGGGAUGAGCACAAAGAUUGUGCAGAGCGUCUUAGCUGCUGCGGUUCUGUUCAUGAUCAAGGAAGAGCUUGUCAAGGGAGCUAAGCUGUUGCUCUCCAAUGCGAGCUCUAGCAGAGUCAAGUCCAAGCCUUCUUGAAACCAGUCCAACUAUAGGAUUUAGAAAUAAGAUUGAAAUAAAUAAAUAGAUUAAAGUAUACUUCCAAUAAUUUCUUUCAUUAGUUAUAUCACUCUAUUGGAUUCCUGAUGAUUGCAAUUGAUUAUUGUAUUUUCUGCAAGAAUAUUGGUUUCGACUGUUUUAUAUCUUUAAUUUCCAGUAUGAAA